This is a messenger RNA of Phoenix dactylifera (date palm), 834 nucleotides long. RefSeq names its product small ribosomal subunit protein eS19-like. Gene Ontology annotation, biological process: ribosomal small subunit assembly; translation. Gene Ontology annotation, cellular component: cytosolic small ribosomal subunit; ribosome. The record is from RefSeq and is a predicted model, not a curated record. NCBI's taxonomy places the organism in Eukaryota, Viridiplantae, Streptophyta, Magnoliopsida, Arecales, Arecaceae. Gene Ontology annotation, molecular function: structural constituent of ribosome; RNA binding.
AUAAUUUAUGGGCUGCGUUCGCGACUUAAAACCCUAGAGACCGCGCAACUCCCGGUCUCUCCUUUUUUUGCCUCUGCACCGCCGCCGAGAGCAGCCCCCAAAGCAGCGACGAUGGAGGCGGCCAGGACGGUGAAGGACGUCUCGGCCCACGAAUUCGUCAAGGCGUACGCCGCCCAUCUCAAGCGCUCCGGCAAGAUGGAGCUUCCUCACUGGACAGAUAUUGUCAAGACUGGAAGAUUUAAGGAGCUUGCUCCAUACGACCCUGAUUGGUACUACAUCAGAGCUGCUUCUAUGGCAAGGAAGAUAUAUCUGAGACAGGGUAUUGGAGUUGGUGGUUUCCAAAAGAUUUAUGGAGGGCGCAAGAGGAAUGGAAGCCGCCCCCCGCAUUUCUGCAAAAGCAGUGGGGCAAUAGCUAGGCACAUUCUGCAACAGUUGCAGGAGAUGGCCAUUAUUGAUUUUGAUCCUAAAGGGGGAAGGAUGAUUACCUCCCAGGGACGGCGUGAUCUUGAUCAGGUUGCUGGAAGAGUUGUAGUUGCUCCUUGAGCGAGUGUUAGGUGCUUAAAUUGUGCUUGUCUCUUUUGAAGAACUUGACUCCUGUCAGUUUUAUAGCAUUUUUGAUGUCUGAAUUUUGCCUAAUCGGUUUCAGUUGUGUUACUUAGCUGCUGACUGUCUAAAAUCUAGAAUGAAAUUCCCCAUGAGCUGAACGGUUAUUGAUGAAAUACUUGAGAUCUAUUGUUUGAUCAAUACUUGAGAUCUACUGUUUGAUCAAUACUUGAGAUCUCUUGUUUUAUCGACAUGGCCUAAAGAAAAUGGUGCCUUGGAAUGGUUCUUUAA